Arachis duranensis is the source of this 1614-nucleotide messenger RNA. Its product is annotated as beta-glucosidase 12. Gene Ontology annotation, molecular function: beta-glucosidase activity. The record is from RefSeq and is a predicted model, not a curated record. The transcript has 13 exons. Bases 40 to 1524 code for a protein of 494 amino acids. Gene Ontology annotation, biological process: carbohydrate metabolic process. NCBI's taxonomy places the organism in Eukaryota, Viridiplantae, Streptophyta, Magnoliopsida, Fabales, Fabaceae.
UUCUCAGUAUUGUGAGGUUAAUUCAAAUUCAAACAAAUUAUGUGGUUUAAGGGUGUUCUUGUUGUGUUUAUCGUUUCUGUCGCCUUGUUUAAAUGUGUAGCUUCUCUUAAUUUUAGUAGCUUCCCUGCCGAUUUUCUAUUUGGUACAGCAUCUGCAGCUCAUCAGAUUGAAGGUGCCGCGCAUGAAGGUGGUAAGGGCCAAAGCAAUUGGGAUAAUUUCACAUAUAAAUACUCUGGUAAAAUUGUGGACCGCAGUACUGCAGAUAUUGCAACUGACUCAUACCAUCGAUACAAGGAAGAUGUUGGUUUGAUGAAGGAUAUUGGAUUUCAAGCCUACAGAUUUUCAGUUUCUUGGUCAAGAAUUUUGCCAAGUGGAAAAUUGAAGGAUGGAGUUAACCAAGAAGGCAUCACAUAUUACAACAAUCUCAUAAAUGAACUUCUAUCAAAUGACCUACAGCCCUUUAUAACAUUAUUCCACUGGGAAUUACCUCAAGCUCUUGAAGAUGAAUAUGGUGGUUUUCUGAGCCCAAAAAUUGUCGAAGAUUUUGCAGAUUUUGUAGAAGUAUGCUUUAGAGAAUUUGGUGACAGGGUUAAACACUGGAUUACUUUGAAUGAACCACUACCCGUUAGCCUUCAAGGUUAUGCAUACGGUAUGUUCCCACCUGCAAGAUGUUCAAAGUGGAUACGGCCAGAUUGUGAAGCAGGUGAUUCAAGUAGAGAGCCCUAUAUAGUUUCACACUACCAACUGCUUGCUCAUGCCGCCGCUGUGAAUGUUUAUAGGGACAAAUUCCAGAUUUCUCAAAAGGGUCAAAUUGGGAUAGCCUUAUGUUUUCCUUGGAUUAUGCCACUCUCACCAUCAAAGGCUGAUGUAGAUGCAGCAUCUCGUGCCUUUGCUUUUUUGGAUGAAUGGUACAUGGGCCCAUUGUACAAUGGUGAAUAUCCAGGUGUAAUGGUUGAGAAACUUGGAGAUCGUUUGCCAAAGUUUUCUAGUAGGGAAUCCGCCAUGAUCAAAGGGUCCUUCGAUUUCUUAGGAUUAAACUAUUACACUGCAACCUAUGUGGGCGAUAUUCCUUGCCAGCGUGAAAAUCUAACCUUUUUGGCAGACAUUUGCGCAUUGUUCAGUGCUACGCGAGAUGGGAUUCCCAUUGGUCCCCAGACUGCCACAGAUUGGUUGUAUACCUAUCCUCAAGGAAUACUAGACCUAUUAGAGUACACCCAAGAGAAGUAUGGUGAUCCAAUCAUUUACAUAACAGAAAAUGGGAUUAAUGAGCCGAAUGAUGGUACAAAGGCUCUAGACGACAACUUUAGGAUAGACUUUAUUGUUCAGCACCUUUCAUAUAUUGAAAAGGCCAUCAGGAAUGGUAUCAAGGUGAAAGGAUACUUUGUAUGGUCAUUAUUGGAUAAUUUCGAGUGGUCUUAUGGUUACACUGUUCGGUGGGGAAUUGUUCAUGUAGAUUUCAAGAAUAAUUUAAAAAGAUAUUGCAAACAAUCAGCUUUGUGGUUCAAAAGGUUUCUUCAUCAAUGAACAUUUGUAACUUGAACAAAGUUAUGGAGAAUAAAUAUUAGUCGCACUUUCACUAUUUACUUAUUGUUCUAUAUACAUUUUGUCUUUUCU